AGGGUUCGCGGGCCUUUCAGAGGGCUCCCGUCUCCCACAGGGUUAGCUCUGGUGCUCCGCGCGCCGCGCCACUCGUUCACGCCCACCCCGCGCGCAGUCCGCGCCCGACCGAAGCCCAGGUGCUCGGCUGGGGACUGAGUCCCCCCCGGGUGCAGCAGAGAUCGUGGAGGCGCCUGGAGAAAUGGCUGGAAAGGUGUGUAAGAGCGUGCAACCGAACUCCACGCGGGCACCGGCAGAGCUGGAAGUUAAGUGCGCUGCCCAGCUCAGGAGAAUUGGAGACAAAUUGAAUCCCCUGGGCUGUGCCACGGAGAUCUGGGCGGUGCUUGCCGAGAUGCCUGGGAAGAAGGCGCGGAAGAACUCACAGCAGGGUCCACCGCGGGCGCAGGCAGAGCUGGAAGUCGAAUGUGCUGCUCAAUUCAGGAGAAUUGGAGAUAAACUGAAUUUUCGGCAGAAACUUAUGAAUUUGAUUUCUAAACUCUUCAGUUUGAUAACCUGACUGCUUCAGAAGCUUUGGCGUGAAGGGACUUCUUUCAAAAGAAAGUAUCCUCAAUAGUGUCAAUCUUACUGAUUAGAGGAAGAUGACACUGUAAUUGAGAGAAAUGUGAAAGAACAUUCACUUGCUUCGGGCUGCCUUUGGAAAGGGAAGAUGGAAUAUGAAGGGCUUUGAACAUAGGGGAACACAGGGAAGUAAUGAAUAUUCCCACCCUGUCCUGUACUAGGGAUUGCACCCAGCAUCUUGUGUGGACCUACAUCCCUAGCUCUUUUUUUUUUGUUUUUUAGUUUGAAAAAGGGUCUCCCUAAGUUGCCGAAG
Molecule: messenger RNA, 811 nt
Organism: Fukomys damarensis (Damara mole-rat)
Lineage: Eukaryota; Metazoa; Chordata; Mammalia; Rodentia; Bathyergidae
Gene: Pmaip1
Product: phorbol-12-myristate-13-acetate-induced protein 1
Exons: 3
Coding region: 182-496 (104 amino acids)
Biological process (GO): apoptotic process; release of cytochrome c from mitochondria; DNA damage response
Cellular component (GO): mitochondrion
Source: RefSeq, a predicted model, not a curated record